UUAUAAGCUUCCUCAGCCCAUGCAUAUGUUUUUCACUCUCACUCUACUCUCACUCUCUGGCUAAGCUAAGGUCUGGUAUUGGUGUCAUCGUGCGUGUGUUUCGGAAGGUACGGAUAUGGAGGAGGCCAGAGAACACAUCAAAGAUAUACGUAGAACCAAGUUUUCUAUCGGAGGGACACUGAACCCUUUAACGGAGGAUCUUCACCAGGCUGUAAAGAACCUUUCUGCAGAACUUUACGCCAAGGAUGUCCACUUUCUCAUGGAACUCAUUCAGAAUGCGGAAGAUAAUGAUUACGCGGAAUCGGUGGAUCCGUCGCUUGAGUUCAUAAUCGUUUCUGAGGACAUUACAGCCACGGGAGCGCCUGCAACAUUGCUGAUUUUCAACAAUGAGAAGGGUUUCUCUUCUAAGAACAUAGACUCCAUUUGCAGUGUUGGUCGGUCCACCAAGAAAGGCUACAGAAAACGUGGUUAUAUUGGAGAGAAAGGAAUUGGAUUCAAGAGUGUCUUUUUGGUUACUUCCCGGCCGUACAUAUUCAGCAAUGGGUACCAGAUACGUUUCAACGAAGAGCCUUGCCCACAUUGUAAUCUUGGUUACAUAGUUCCUGAAUGGGUGGAGGAGAACCCAACUUUUUCCGAUAUACAACAAAUAUAUGGUUCUACAACUACUCUUCCAAUGACAACAAUUGUCAUACCUCUGAAGCCAGACAAGGUCAAAGCUGUGAAGCAGCAACUCUCAAGCAUUCAUCCUGAAGUUUUGUUGUUCCUUUCAAAAAUAAAGCGGCUUUCAGUCCGCGAACAUAAUGAGGAUCCUAGGCUCAAUACCGUAAGUGCAAUAGCCAUUACAAGUGAAACUGACCUUGUGACAAGGAAGAACAUGGAUGCUGAUUCCUACACACUCCAUCUCUCGGCUGAGGAAAAAGAUCAGGCAUCCGACAGAGAAUGCAGCUACUAUAUGUGGAAGCAAAAGUUUCCUGUCAGGCAAGAGAAUAGAGUGGAAAGGAGAAUGGAAGUAGAAGAGUUGGUGAUCACGUUGGCUUUUCCUGUUGGAGCACGUCUCCACAUGGGGAUGACUUCACCUGGAAUCUAUGCAUUUCUUCCCACAGAGAUGGUUACUAACUUUCCGUUCAUAAUUCAAGCAGAUUUUCUUCUUGCAUCAUCAAGGGAAACAAUUCUCUUGGAUAGCAAGUGGAACCAAGGGAUUCUGGACUGUGUGCCCUCCGCCUUUUUCAAUGCUUUCGUCUCACUCGUUAGAAAUUCAGUGAAUGCUCCAGUAUCUAGUUUGGUUCCCAUGUUCAGAUUCAUUCCCGUGGACCACUCUUCUUAUCAGGUGUUAAAUACCGUAAGGCAGUCAAUCAAAGCGAAGCUUGUUGAAGAAAAUAUUGUUCCAAGUGAGUCUUACUCGCAGCAGAAGUUCUUUCAUAAACCUUGCGAAGUAGGUAGGCUUAUGCCUGAUUUCUGGAGAAUCUUGGACCAGGCAAGGGAGCAAAAGGUGAACUUGCAUAAUCUCUCAUCCCAUGGAAUGUACAUUCUGAGUUCUUCAUUUGAUCUUGGGAGUGGAGCCAGUCAACAAUGAAUGGUAUGCAAAGUGCAUCCAGAGUAGUAAUCUUGUUGCAGGAGUGUCAGAGGACUUGUAUUUGGAGAUUUUACUAUUUUUUGCUAGUAAUUGGCGCUCCAAAUUUGAGUGCACCAAUAUCAAGAAUGUCCGACUUAUAAAAUAUGUGGGCGUGGAUGGGGAUCAGUCUUUGUGCAGCAUAUAUGAAUGCAUGAACUGUUAUACUGUGGUACUGUCACGUGACUAUCGUUACGUGUCAUGGUUGAGUGAUUCAAAUAGGGAAUUCAGAUGUGCUGGUAACCGAUUUUUCAUGCCGACAAGCACACAAGAGGCUCUGUUCUGCUCCUCUAAGAAGGUGGCGAUUUGGGAUUGGCUUCAAGUGCAAGUAAAGGUGGUUGUUAUGAAUGUCUAUGAGUAUGCAAUUAAUCUUAGGAAUUCCCUCAAUAAUUAUCGAAAGCUUGUUGUUGCA
This is a messenger RNA of Juglans microcarpa x Juglans regia, 2021 nucleotides long. RefSeq names its product protein NO VEIN-like. NCBI's taxonomy places the organism in Eukaryota, Viridiplantae, Streptophyta, Magnoliopsida, Fagales, Juglandaceae. The transcript has 3 exons. The record is from RefSeq and is a predicted model, not a curated record. The coding region runs from base 116 to 1573 and encodes 485 amino acids.